Molecule: messenger RNA, 2392 nt
Organism: Megachile rotundata (alfalfa leafcutting bee)
Lineage: Eukaryota; Metazoa; Arthropoda; Insecta; Hymenoptera; Megachilidae
Gene: Rint1
Product: RAD50 interactor 1
Biological process (GO): regulation of ER to Golgi vesicle-mediated transport; endoplasmic reticulum to Golgi vesicle-mediated transport; retrograde vesicle-mediated transport, Golgi to endoplasmic reticulum
Cellular component (GO): Dsl1/NZR complex
Source: RefSeq, a predicted model, not a curated record
CCAUUUCAUAACCUCAAAUUAUUACAGUUUAGAUGCAAUUACAUUUGAGAAUAUUUCUAAUAUAAUAACAAUAUGACAGACACAAAGCAAAAGAUUUUAGAGAAAUUCAAUGCAGAAUUAGGUUCUGAUUUAGAAAGACAAAAUAAAAUAUAUGAAUUUCAUCAACGUCUUAUUGCACAGAAGAAUGAAAUUGAAAAAUCGUUAUCAAUGGCUUCAACUGAAGCUCCUUCAAAAGUAAAAGCUGUAAUAGAAAGUGUUGAGAAGAUUAAUACUGAAUUCCAAAGAUUGGAACAAACUUCUAUAGAGUUCAGAUCAAAUGUACAAGAAACAAUACAUGAAAAUGAGAGAAGUUUAAAAGUACAAGAAAUUAUCAAUUCCAUAAGUUAUUUAGAAAAAUGUUUAUCUUACUUAAAUUUUAUAAAAUAUGUUGAAGAUAUUAGUGAUGAAAUACAAUUGUGUUUAACAAUUGGAAAUGAUGAAUCAGUCAUUUCAUUGUACACAAAUCUUACAAGUAUUAGCUGCCAAUUGAGGUUGUCAGCUUGUCAUUAUCUUCAAAAUUAUAUCAAUGAAACUUUACACUACUGGCAUAAUCUCAUAAAAGACAAAUUAUCCAAAGAAUACAAUGACACAUUAAAAGCAUUGAAGUGGCCCUUCUGCGGCAAUAAUACAAAUUCGUUAAAUACAUCCAUGCCAGAAAUAUUAAACAAAUUUAAGACACUUACGAAAUAUUUAUUACAUUUACAGUUACCAGAAGAAUCUGUAAAAUCAGUGGUAACAUCUGUAUUAUUAACAGACUUUAAGCCUGUGAGUUUACCAAUUUCACUGAUGGUGCGACCUCUUAGACAAAGAUUCAUAUAUCACUUCACAGGUACAAAACUAACAAAUCGACAAGAUAAACCAGAGUGGUUUUUUACUCAGGUAUUAACAUGGAUCAAAGAUCAUGUUCAGUGGAUACAAAAGAAUAUACAACCAACUGCAAAUUCAAUAGGUUUUAAUUAUGUAGAUAUGAAGGUAGAAUUUAUGCGUGCUUUAGUGCAACUGGCAGUUGAAAAACUUCAUUCCGAAUUGUCAUUAGUGCAAUAUGAUGAUAUAUUAUUUGCUCAUUUGGUUGAUGAAGCUCUAAGUUUUGAAAGAGAAUUAAGGGAAACUUUAUUUUAUCCUUCAGCUCAACCAGCCACUGUAUUUGUUCUUACUCAAGCUCAUAUUUUUGUGAAAUGGAUUAAUAUGGAAAAAAAAUAUGCUACUGAAAAGAUGGAUGUUAUUUUAAGUUCACAUACAGCUUGGGAGAAAUUAAUAACUUCUGAUUGUGAUGACAUGAAAGUCACUGAAUGUGCAGAUGCUUUUCUCACUCUUCUUACUACAAUCUCUGAUAGAUAUAAGCAUUUACCUCAACCAGGUCAUAGGUUACAGUUUCUUGAACUCCAAUUAGAACUAAUUGAUGAUUGGAGAAUAAGGUUACUUCAAUUGUUGUGCGAAAAUUAUGAACACCUCUCAUACCAUGUAUUCUUAACAUCUCUUAUACCAUGCAUUCUUAAUACAUUACAUUAUGUUGCAACUGUCCUAGAAGAGUGGGGUGUGACAGUACAUUUCUUGCAAUUGUAUUUUUUCAAAAAACAAUUUGAAGCAGUUGAAAUAGCGACAUUAGAAGGAAAUGACAUUACUAAAAAUAUAGGGGAAGUUGAGGGCACAGUAUUUGAUGAAGCUGUAGCUCUAUUAAGAAGAUCAGAAGAAGAAUGGAUUAACGAAAUUACUGACUCUGUAGCUUUGGAUGUAAAAGCAAAAAGUAGACCAUAUAGAACAGAUAAGUGGUUUGCAAUGCAAUCUACUAAAGAAGUAAUUUCUUUAUCAGUUACUCCAAGCGGUUACUCUAUGUUUCAAGAAUUAGCAACACAACUUAAUCUAUUACAUACUACGCUUGCUUUACCCCUAUUUCAUCAAGCUUGGAAGAAUUUGGCUUCACAAUUCGAUCAAUUUCUUUUAGAAGAAGUAGUUUUGGUAAAUCAUUUUAAUGUAGGUGGAGCUGAGCAAUUACAGCAUGAUGUUUUUAGAAAUUUGUUUCCAUUGUUUGGUUUAUAUAUCAGUGAGCCAGAAUCAUAUUUUCCACUGAUUAAAGAGGCUUGCAUUUUAUUAAAUAUCAUGUUAGGUUCAGCAAUCUUAUUACGCGAAGCGCUUCAUGAUGAAGUUGCAGGAAAAGAAGUAUUAGCAGAAAUUGGUGUUUAUAAAAUGACGCCUGAAUUGGCAUUACAAAUAAUUGGAACAAGAACAGAUAUUACUAAUGUGUAAAAUAUUUUUUUUUAUAUUUAAAUGAAAAAAGAAUUUGUUAUACAAUCUUACAGAUAUCCUUUUUGUAUAAUAAUUGAUAAAAGAUAGAUGAAUUGUAUAUUUAUAAGUA